CUGGUGACGUCAUCGGCGUGCGACGACGCCAGAGAGACUUUUGUGAGUUCUUUGCAGAGAUUAAGAACAUGACAACAACUUUAAAACAAGCUUUAAAAACCCACUUUGGCUUCGACGACUUCAGGUCCAAAAUACAGGAGGAUGUCGUCAAAGCGGUGGUCAGACGAGACAAGGAUGUGUUUGUGUGCAUGCCUACUGGAGCAGGAAAGUCCCUCUGCUACCAGCUGCCUGCACUGCUGGCUGAGGGGAUCACACUGGUUGUCUCCCCUCUUAUUGCUCUCAUUCAGGACCAAGUGGACCGUCUGCAGAGUCUGAACAUCCCUGCCUGCUCCAUCAACUCCAAGCUCGCAGCAGGCGAGCGCCGUCUCAUCCUGACCGAUCUGGGGAGCAGCAGCCCCAAGCUGAAGCUGCUCUACAUCACCCCGGAGAUGGUGGCCUCUCCCUCGUUCCAGCCGCACCUGACAGACCUGUGCUCCCGCGGCCUGCUGUCUUACCUGGCUGUGGACGAGGCUCACUGCGUCUCUCAGUGGGGCCACGAUUUCAGGCCAGACUACCUCAAACUGGGCAGGCUGCGUGCUCUCAUGCCAGGUGUGCCCUGUUUGGCCCUGACGGCGACGGCGCCCAAGAAUGUACAAGACGACAUUGUCCGAUCCCUGGGGCUGAGCUCGCCGCUGUCUUUUGUCACACCCGUCUUCCGCAAUAACUUGUACUAUGAUGUGAUCUUCAGGGAACUGCUGCCAAACCCCUACGCUCACCUUCACGACUUCAUCAAGAAGGCGCUGGCACUAGACACAAGGGCUAAAAGACAGGGCUGUGGGAUUGUGUACUGUCGGACCAGGGAAAGCUGUGAAACUGUGGCUUACCAGCUGACCAAGCUUGGAGUACUGGCCAAGGCGUAUCAUGCAGGUCUGAAGGGAGGCGAUCGCACAGAGGUCCAGAAUGAGUGGAUGCAGGGGAAGGUGCUGGUUAUUGUGGCCACCAUCAGCUUCGGUAUGGGAGUCGACAAGGCCAACGUCAGGUUUGUAGCUCACUGGAACCUGGCGAAGUCGCUGGCCAGCUACUACCAAGAGUCUGGGCGAGCUGGGAGAGACGGGCUGCCCUCCUCCUGUCGCACGUACUACUCACCAAAAGAUAGGGAUCAGAUGAACUUCCUCAUCCGGCAGGAGGUUGGGCGCCGACAGGAAAAACGCGGCACCGCGAAGGAGUCGGACAAAACAGCCAUUACAGACUUUGAAGCCAUGGUGUCGUUCUGUGUCCAGGAAGCUUGUCGCCAUGCCACCAUCUCCAAGUUCUUUGGGGACAAGACGCCAAACUGUGCCGGGGCCUGCGACUACUGUCGGAACCCCAAAAUCGUCCGAGCUCAGCUGGAGAGGGCGGCCACACUCAGCACCAAGACAGAAGCUCAGAGCAAAGAGCCCGUCGGACCGUUUGGCGUCCUGGCAGACCAGUACCAAGGAGGGAAGAAAGGCUACGGCUUUGAAAGGUAUGACGAAGCGGAGGGCGGCAGCAGUGAAGACGACAGCACGAAGAGGAAAAAGGAGUUUUCUGACCUCUACAGGAAGCAGAUGAGCCUGCGGAAGGGAGCUGACAGUCGGAGGGAAGACUUCGUCCCCCCAGAUGCUAACUGCCCGCUCAGGGACGCCCGCAGCCAGAGGAUCCCCAAGCUCACCGUGAAGGCCAGAGAGCACUGCCUGUACCUCUUGCAGGAGACACUAUAUGGCCAGCAGGGGGCGGAAGAUGCAUUCAACUGUGACACCCUGUCUUUAGCGGUGGACCUGGAACAUGAAGUCUUCAGGAGCAGCAAGUCGGCGAACUUGUACAAAGCCGCUGUCCUGAAGAAGGUGUCAGAGAUGAAGAAAUCAGCCUCUACUGUGGGAGAAAAGAGGAAGAGCAGCAGUGAAUCCAGAGAAGCUGGGACAGCACUCAAAGAGGAAGCACCCUCCUCUUCUUCUUCCAACUUUCCUGAGGAGCUGCAGGGGUUCACACCUGCAUCUGAGAUCUACUCGAUGAAGCGUAAGAGGGUAGGUGCAGGCCUGAGGGGCUCGUCCGACCCCUUCCAGACGGCCAAGGAUCUGCUGAAGUCCUCCAUGUCGGACUCUUUGUCAGACAAAGGGACGGAGAGUGGCGGGUUUUACAACGACAGCUCCGGAGGCUCUGGAGACACGGACAUGCACACGUCUUUGGCUGUAACGUCAUCCAUCAGAGCCAGAGCGAAGGCCGUCGCUGCCUCCCUGAGCAGCCCGACGAAGGCCGGCAGGGCCAUGAGCAAGAAGCAGCAGAAGCUGGCGGAAGCGGCGAAGAGCUCCCGCAACAUUUCCCAGUACUUUGCGAAGAAACAAAAAACGGACAAAAGCCAGGAGGAGGUGGAGGAGGUGGAGGUGGAGGAGGAGGGCAGGGAGGGACUUGAUGCUACGCUAUCUCAUACUACCACUGUGGUUCCUCAAGAAAUCAGUAGCGGUGGGGAGUGCUCAUCUGUCACUGUGGAGGCUGGAGAGAUCAGCCCUGUGGAGUCAGAGUCGCAGGACGUGAUCCUAGUAGAGAGUAAAACAGAAGUAAUAGUUAUACCAGACUUUGAUGAGGAGGAAAACAUUGAAAGGGAGAUGAUGGAGUUGGAGUGGGUACAAGACACGGCGACGGAGGAUAUGAAGUCCGAAACUGUGGUAGAAGAGAAACUCCCAUGCUCUGCGAGACAAAACGAACCAGAAGAAGAAGCUAAACCACCUCUAAUAGCAGAGGUGACAGAUGAUGUGAAGCAGAACAGAGAGUCCUCCCCGCCGGUGAAGCGCAGCCGCGGCAGAAGAGUGACCUUCAACCCCAACGUGCAGGAGAGGGCCCUGCUGCCCGCCAAAGAGCCGCCGAAGCCUGUUGCACUGAAGGAGGCGGCCGAUAUUGUGGUCCACUACCUGGACCCGUUUUACACUCAGGGAAAGUUCGCCACCAAGGAGCUGUUUAAGUCCUUCGCACGCUACUUAUCGCACCUUCUUGCAGAGGGGAGGAGUCAAGGGAAAGGCCAAGUUAAAGCAGAAGCCAAAGCGCUCAUCAAGAAGUUCUUCAGCACAGUCAAGCGCUGCGAGAGCGAGGCGGACUGGAAGCACCUUAAAAGACCGCACAGCUGCAAAACCACGGAGAACAAGGAAUGACGGGAAGCGAAAUACAGCCAUUUUUUUUAAGGGUCAGACUCUUCCUCUUUGUCAGUGCCUCAGCUUCCCCCUUGUUCACUGCAGACGCCUGCUGACCAGAUUUCUGGUUGAUUUGCUGCUAGAGUUCUGCUUUUUUCAGGCAUUGUUGCUGCUACAGUAGCUAAUGAUUAAGCAAUAACGUGGACUGUUAAAGCCUGAGAGAGCGGGAGGUAAAACAUUGCAUUAAAACGUGGCAAGUGUUCUUUAUAUUUCAGCCCAUUUACUGGAAAUUGUGUAUGAUUUACAUUACUGAUGACCAUAGCAUAAAUGUUAUUCAGUCACUUUACUACCAUAUGGAGCUUUUGUGAGACCUCAGACUCCCUUUCUGUCUGCAUUUACAACCGAAAUAUGUUUGAAUCUUGUAAAGUUGAUUUUCAUACUGUGUUGAAAUGACUGAAAACCAAGGCCUGUUCUAUAGCCAUGCUAACAUGAUGAGAAUGGAAGUGCUAAUAUGCUGAUGUUAAACAGACGUCUUCCUUUUUUUUUUUUUUUUUACCACGUUCACAAUUGUAGCUUAAAAAAAUCUAGUUAGCAGGCAUUUCUUGCUUCACUUAGGUAGUGUGUUUUUUUUUUUUUUUUAGCUAAAUGCUAAUGUUAACAUGCUAACAGGCUCACAAUGACAACGCAAACACGAUGAUGUUUACCAGCUUCACCGUCUUAGUUUUGCGCAUUUAAUGCUAACAUUUGCUCAUUGCCUAACAGGCUAAUUAGCAACCGACUAAACCCAUAGCUGAGGCUGAUGGGAAUGUCGUUUGCUUUGCAGUGAAAUGACUCAGAAGAAGCUUGGUGGCGGCCAUGAGAAGAGCUGGUUCAGUUCUUUAAAGGAAAGGUGCUUCAGUUCUUACUUUAAUGUCUCCUUCCGAAUAAGAUACAAUAGACCAUUCUUUUAUUAAAGGAUAGGAGAAAAUGCUGUUGCACCAUUCCUUGUGGCCCUGAAAGUGCAGUCGGAUUCUGUUAAAAUCAUGUUUUUCUUUCUGAGUCCAUAUAAGUUCCCCCUCGCUUUACUUCAUUGUGUUCAUCAUGAUCAAUGAAAAGGUUUAAGAAGAAUACAAAGGGCAUAUUUAUUUAAUAAAACAACUAUUUGACAGCUGUGCUAGCUAUACCUGGUGUUUUGAAAUGCUAAUGUCAGCAUGCCAACAUGCUAACAACAACGAUGCACAUACGCCAAUGUUUACAAUGUUCACCAUGCUAACCUUUGUUAGUUAGCAUUGAACUCAAAGCAGAGCUGAGGCUGAUGGGAAUGUCGUUAGCUUUGCUGGUGCUCGGUCAUGAACCAAAGUGCUGGGCACACUGAAAUUUUGAGUUGACCGCCUGAUGAGAGUCAUGAGGGUUCAUCCUCUGGGGACAAUGUGAAUGUGCUGUACAUGGUUAUCCAUCCAUUCUGCAAUGUGCAGAUAUUUCAUCCAUCCACAGAGCCACACUAACAGCAUGGCUAGAGGCACAUUGUGGAUAGUGUUGAUAGGAAUGAAAUGAAUACAUCAUUUCGUUUUAAAUGGGAUUUAAAAAAUACAACAGAACUGGAAUGAGGUUUUAAUAAAGACAUAAACCAGG
Acanthopagrus latus (yellowfin seabream) is the source of this 4730-nucleotide messenger RNA. RefSeq names its product RecQ helicase-like 5 (gene recql5). The transcript has 19 exons. The record is from RefSeq and is a predicted model, not a curated record. NCBI's taxonomy places the organism in Eukaryota, Metazoa, Chordata, Actinopteri, Spariformes, Sparidae. Gene Ontology annotation, biological process: double-strand break repair via homologous recombination. Bases 69 to 3140 code for a protein of 1023 amino acids. Gene Ontology annotation, cellular component: cytoplasm; chromosome. Gene Ontology annotation, molecular function: nucleic acid binding; 3'-5' DNA helicase activity; ATP binding.